Molecule: messenger RNA, 949 nt
Organism: Condylura cristata (star-nosed mole)
Lineage: Eukaryota; Metazoa; Chordata; Mammalia; Eulipotyphla; Talpidae
Gene: NDUFS3
Product: NADH dehydrogenase (ubiquinone) Fe-S protein 3, 30kDa (NADH-coenzyme Q reductase)
Exons: 7
Coding region: 77-868 (263 amino acids)
Molecular function (GO): NADH dehydrogenase (ubiquinone) activity
Source: RefSeq, a predicted model, not a curated record
CCGCUUCCGGUCCGUGCCCUUGGGGCUCCGUGUCCUGUGGGGCUGGCUGUGGUUGCCGGGUCUGCAUCCGGGAAACAUGGCGGCUGCGGCGACUAGGGGCUGGUGGCGGGGGUUCUUGGGGGCUGUGGCGCGGACCAGGGUGGCCGGGCGACCCUCGGCGCUAUUGCUGCCGGUGAGGAAGGAGAGCGCUGCGGCCGACACGCGCCCCACAGUCAGGCCCCGGGAUGAUGUAGCCCACAAGCAGCUCUCAGCUUUUGGAGAAUAUGUAGCUGAAAUCCUGCCCAAGUAUGUCCAGCAAGUUCAGGUGUCCUGCUUCAAUGAGUUAGAGAUCUGCAUUCAUCCUGAUGGAGUCAUCCCAGUGCUGACUUUCCUCAGGGAUCACACUAACGCACAGUUCAAAUCCUUGGCUGACUUGACAGCAGUGGACAUUCCCACCCGGCAGAACCGUUUUGAGAUUGUUUACAAUCUGCUGUCUCUGCGCUUCAACUCAAGGAUCCGUGUGAAGACCUAUACAGAUGAACUGACACCCAUUGAGUCCACUGUCUCUGUGUUCAAAGCAUCCAACUGGUAUGAGCGGGAGAUUUGGGACAUGUUUGGAGUCUUCUUUGCUAACCACCCUGACCUACGAAGGAUCUUGACAGACUAUGGCUUUGAGGGACACCCUUUCCGGAAAGACUUUCCCCUGUCUGGCUAUGUUGAGUUGCGCUAUGACGACGAGGUGAAGCGGGUGGUGGCUGAGCCGGUGGAGUUGGCCCAGGAGUUCCGCAAGUUUGACCUGAACAGCCCUUGGGAAGCUUUCCCUGCCUAUCGCCAGCCCCCAGAGAGUCUCAAGCUUGAAGCUGGUGACAAGAAACCCGAAACCAAGUAGUUCGGGAAGCACGUGACUCCUUGAAAGCACCUUUUCUAUAAUUGUGUGUCUGUGUAAAUAAAACCUUACUUCGAGACUCAC